Sebastes umbrosus (honeycomb rockfish) is the source of this 4130-nucleotide messenger RNA. RefSeq lists its product as uncharacterized. The record is from RefSeq and is a predicted model, not a curated record. NCBI's taxonomy places the organism in Eukaryota, Metazoa, Chordata, Actinopteri, Perciformes, Sebastidae. Gene Ontology annotation, molecular function: aspartic-type endopeptidase activity; nucleic acid binding; RNA-DNA hybrid ribonuclease activity. The coding region runs from base 51 to 4130 and encodes 1359 amino acids. The transcript has a single exon. Gene Ontology annotation, biological process: DNA integration; proteolysis.
UGGCCGAACCAUGCUUACAACUGACAGUGAAUGGAAAACGAAGGUGGUUCAUGGUGGAUACUGGGGCACGGUAUUCAACUAUGGCAGAACCAAAAUGCCAACUGUCGUCACACUAUGUAUCUGUUUUAGGUUUUUCCGGUCAAGAACAACAGUUACCCUUUACGGUACCACUUACUGUAAAUCAUGCGAAUCAGACAUUGUGCCAUUCUUUCCUAUUUGCUCCUGAAUGCCCCCGAGAUCUCCUGGGAAGAGAUGUGUUGACAGCAUUAGGAGCAUCUGUACAUUGCUCUAAAGAAGGGAUUUCAGUGGAAUUUCCUAAUGGACAGAUAGUGCAUUGUUCCGGGUCAGCAGGAAAAACACAUCAAAUGAUGUUAAAAGAACUAUCAGACCCACAACACACAGACCCAAUGGCUGAAAUAUAUUGGGUUCUUUUGGAUGACCCCAACCCCCUCCUCCAGUUCUAUCAACAGUGGCAACCAUGGAUUCGAGCACUACACCCUUACCUCCCAGUACCUGAUCCUCCCCACUGCACUCUUAACUAUGACAGGGAUAGUGACUUACAGUACCAAGAUGAGUUCCAACAACAACUGGUAGAUAAGCAAUGGCAAAUACAGGUAACAGAUAUUAUCAUAGGUCCUCAGGGGGUGGCUGCUGUCGUCACGUUAACACCAGAACAACAGGAAUGGUAUCGCCUAUCGUCUUAUGCGGUUCCUCAUAUUUCAUUAGCUUUAGCACCAAAACAUCAGGCUAAGGAUUUGGGAAAUAUGUGUAAAGACGCUGUGGGCUACACUGAAUGGGUGGAAACAUCACUACCAGGGGUUUGGGUGGCAGAAAAAGGGAAAUGCUAUAAAAUAUCACAUUUCAGUUCAGUACAGGGCACAUGUCAAAACGUCUCCCUGCAGCGUCAUCACGGCUGUGAAUUGACUGACGGAGAGGGUGCUGCUUCCAUGUUGUCUACUCUCCCUUCCUCCUUGUGGUCAAAAGGACCGUUUGAUGUGGGAAGAUGCUCCAUGGAACCAGUAACCUUUGAAUUACAUACCUACUGUCCUAUCUGGCGUCCACAGUACAAACAUAAAAUAGAAGCUGCCCAAGGUAUUUCUCCUACAAUACAGGGACUGUGUCAGGCAGGGGUGUUAAGAAAAUCUUACUCUCAAUGGAACACACCCAUACUCCCGGUAAAGAAGCCUAGUGGUUCUUACCGAAUGGCUCAUGAUCUAAGAGCCAUAAAUGAAGUUGUAUCCACACCAGUUACACCAGUACCCAACCCCCACUCUGCUCUCUCCAUGUUGACUCCGGCUCACACUUUUUUCACGUGCAUAGAUUUGGCUAAUGCUUUUUUCUGCCUCCCUCUAGCGGAACACUUACAGGAUAUUUUUUCUUUUACCUAUGAGGGACAAAGAUUGACCUAUAAUGUCUUACCACAAGGUUUUAUCCUCUCACCCUCUAUUUUUAAUGAAACAUUGAGACAACACCUAAAAGGGUUGGAACUCCCGGAAGGAUGUUUUAUUGUACAGUAUGUUGAUGACUUGUUGGUGGCAGCACCCUCGGCCGAGGUAUGUCUGUCCUUGACGCAUGCGUUAUUGUUAAGACUACAUAGUUGUGGCUAUAAGGUCUCUAAAGAAAAACUCCAGUGUUGCAGAGCGCAGGUAUCAUUCCUGGGAAGAGUGAUUACAGCCAAAGGCACUGCUAUGUCACCUGCACACAGAGAGUCGAUUUUGCAUCACCCGAAACCACAAACAGUGAAGGAAAUGUUGUCAUUUUUAGGACUAACUGGCUAUUCCAGACAAUAUAUUCCUAAUUACGCGGGGGACACACAGUUGUUGCGACAAAUGGUCACUAUGGCGGGAAUGAGAAACCUUACUGCUGAGUUAGAAUGGUCUCAAGAAGGGGAGGAGGGGUUCAUACGGCUUAAACAGGAAAUGGCGGCGGCAGCAGCUUUGGCUCUUCCGGAUUAUACGCAGCCUUUCCAUUUAGACGUAUCCGAGCAACUGUCAACUGCUCACGGUGUACUAUAUCAGAAACAAAGAGGAGAAAGAAAGGUGCUAUACUAUUGUAGUAUCCUUUUGGAUACUCCAGAACAAAGAGCAAGUCCCUGUGUCAGAUAUGCAGCAGCCCUAGCUAAAAUAGUAGAGAAAGUCGGACACAUUGUCAUGCAUCAUCCAUUGCACAUUCUCACGUCACAUAGUACUGUGGCUUACGUCACCUCUUCGUGUUUUACUCUCACACCGUUAAGACAGACCAAGAUCUUACAGAUCCUUUCCAAACCAAAUGUGUCAUUCGUACAUGAAGGUUGCAACAUGGCAGAUGGUAUGGGAGAAGGAAUAGCGGAGAAGCAUUCCUGUAUGGAGAAAUCAGAACCAUUUGUAAAACUAAGACCAGGGCUGGAAGCCCUCCCACUGCCAGAACCACAGCUCAAUCUUUACACAGACGGUUGUUGCUUUAGGCAUCCUACUGAGGGACUGAAAGCAGGCUAUGCUGUUGUCUCACUUGUCAAUCCCGGUAAUCAACCAGUUACUCUAUGUGCGUCCCCAUUGGAGGGUAAACAAUCUGCACAGGCGGCUGAGCUAACUGCUGUGGUAUGUGCGCUUCGUAUUGCCGAGGGUAAAACUGUGAAUAUUUUUACUGAUUCUGCUUAUGUUUGUAAUGCUAUACACAGGGACAUGUCUGGCUGGGUUCAGGCAGGGUUCAAAACGAGUGGGAAUAAAUCCAUGGCUCAUGAAGGCCUCAUGAGGGAUUUAUUGGCUGCCGUCCACCUUCCGGAGAAGGUGGCUGUGAUUAAGGUUAAAGGGCACUCAGAAGGGAGUGACCCGGAAAGCAUUGGGAAUAAUGCCGCCGAUGAAGCAGCUAAGGGAGCUGCAGGCUAUGUUGUUAAUAGUAUGAUGAUGUUACAGUUUAAUUCGUUUGAUGAACUGGGUACCUUUUUAGAUGAUGUGAAAAAGGCUCAGGAGGACGCUCCUGGGCAUGAAAGAAAAGCCUGGGAAGAUGCAGGUGCCACUAACUGUGUGUCAGAACUUUGGACAAAGGAUGGUAAAACAGUUAUGCCAAAUAGUUGGAUUCCAACCAUGUUGAAACAGACCCAUGGGCUAUGCCAUGCUGGUGUGGCCAUUAUGAUGUUUGCCCUUGAUGCGUGGUGGUUCCCGCAGAAAAGGAAGACUGUUGUGGACUAUGUCCAAAGGUGUGAAAUAUGUCAAGCGUGUAACAUCAGACCUACAGACAAACCACCGGUGGGCAAAUACCCUAAACCCCAGGGACCUGGGGAACAGGUGGUCAUGGAUUUCACGGAUAUGGGUGUCCGGGUGGGAGGGAAACGAUUUUUGUUAGUCAUAGUGGAUGCCUUCUCCAGGUGGAUAGAAGCCUAUCCUACUGGAAAAGAGGAUGCAAAAGCGGUCAUAAAAUGUCUGGUGAAUGACUACAUUCCUAAACACGGUUUCCCAAAACUCAUUCGGACUGAUAAUGGCUCUCAUUUUAAAAACAAACAUUUGAGAGAAGUAGAGACUGUUUUGGGUCUGGAACACAAAUAUGGCUCGGUGUACCACCCGGAAUCGCAGGGAAAGGUCGAGAGGGCUAAUAGAACCAUUAAAGGGAAGUUGUUAAAAGUCUGUAAGACCACAGGAAUGUCCUGGCCUGAUGCACUCCCUGUUGUUCUAUUAUCAAUUCGCUCUUCCGUUAACUCGUCAACAGGGCUGACUCCGUUUGAGCUUACCUGUGGCAGACCCUUUCCCGGUCCUUUGCAUCCUUUCUGUGUGCUUCCCGCUGUUGGGUACCGCCCCUAUUAUCAGUCGGUUAAUGCUAUUGUUUCAGCUUUCUCCUGUCCAGGUGCUCCUUAUCCUGCUCCACCUCAGAGGUCAGAACUCAAGGCGGGUCCCCCUGAACACCUCUGGUUGAAGGUGUUAAAGAGGAAGUGGUCGGAACCACGUUGGACGGGACCACAUCAGGUGACAGCAAGGACCUCCACAGCGGUUCAACUGAAAGGGAAAGGCUGCGUCUGGUGGCACUUGACACAGUGCUGUUCCACCAACGGUCCACCACCAGGAGGCGAUCUCAUCUCCGGCGGCAUCGAUACAGGGGAGCCAACACCGCCGGAAAUCGCUCUGCAGGGACACCAGUCAUCGGAACAGCACCUGGGGUAG